GCGCUUAUCGAUAGGCAAUGUUUUGGUUUUGCUUGCUUUCGGCAUAAAAACGUAAUUUUCAUGCGGUUUUUGCGGCAAUUUAGAGGCGUUUUUCGUUUGCGUUGCUUAGAUAUUCUAGUGAAUCGGCCGCAAAUCAAAAACAAUAAACAAUUCUCGUGGUUGUCAACAAUGCAGAGUCCCAAACUACUGAGGAAUGCGCAAACCCAGCAUGGAGAUGCCUCAUCCGUGGACGUGGAGAACAUAUUCCUGCACCGCCACAUGCUGUCCACAAAUCCCACUUCGGGUGUCAAUCUCCACGAUCGGGAAGAUAACCCAAAAUGCGUGUGGUUUCCAGACGACCAGGAUGGGAGUCCAGCUGAAAGCAAAGAUCCACCGAUUUCCAUAUCAGAGGCAAAGUCUGAAACGCAAUCAAAAGAAGUUCUGCCGGAAAAGCGAAAAGCUAGCAGCACAGAUGACGAAGGCUAUGUGAAAAAAGUAAAAUUAGAUGCCAAUGGGCUAAAAACCAAGCGUCCUGGAUUCAGCGAUGAAAGAUACGACGAAACAUCGUAUUAUUUUGAGAAUGGUCUGCGAAAGGUGUAUCCCUAUUUUUUCACAUUCACCACGUUCGCCAAAGGACGUUGGGUUGAUGAGAAAAUUCUGGAUGUAUUUGUCCGCGAAUUCCGAGCCGCUCCGCCCGAGGAAUAUGAGCGCAGCCUGGAAGCAGGAAAAUUGACUGUUAACUCUGAGAAAGUGCCCAAGGACUAUAGAAUCAAGCACAAUGAUCUGCUGGCCAAUGUGGUGCAUAGACACGAAGUCCCUGUUACUUCACAGCCCAUCAAGAUUGUAUACAUGGACAAGGAUAUUGUGGUUGUGAAUAAGCCGGCAUCGAUACCCGUACAUCCUUGUGGAAGAUAUAGACACAACACGGUGGUUUUCAUCCUGGCCAAGGAGCAUAAUCUGAAGAACCUGCGAACCAUCCACAGAUUGGAUCGUCUCACUUCUGGUCUGCUUUUGUUUGGACGGACUGCUGAAAAAGCCCGCGAACUGGAGCUGCAAAUCCGAACUCGACAAGUGCAAAAGGAAUACGUUUGCCGCGUUGAGGGACGCUUUCCAGAUGGCAUAGUUGAAUGCAAUGAGAAAAUUGACGUCGUGAGCUACAAAAUUGGUGUUUGUAAGGUUUCACCGAAGGGCAAGGACUGUAAGACCACAUUUAAAAGAAUCGGCGAAGUGGGCAGUGACAGUAUUGUUUUGUGCAAACCACUUACAGGACGAAUGCACCAAAUACGAGUGCAUUUACAAUACUUGGGUUAUCCCAUUUCAAAUGAUCCCUUGUACAACCAUGAGGUUUUCGGUCCAUUGAAAGGAAGAGGAGGAGAUAUCGGUGGAAUAAGCGAGGAGCAGUUGAUCAGUAACCUAAUUAGCAUUCAUAAUGCAGAAACCUGGUUGGGUUUGGAAGAAGAUCAAAUCGUAUCAGGGGAAAUAAAAGACGCAGCAGCGAGUACUUCAGUAGUAGAAAACCCUAUUAAUAGUGAGACGGAAAAGCCUGUGAUUACGCAAAACCUUGAACCAAGUAACGAAAUUGCCACCCAAACGUGCUAUGAAGAGCCAGACAGGUCUUUUGAUUCCAAGAAGGCAACUUCGGAUCCGCAAUGUUCUGAAUGCAAGUUAAACUACAGAGACCCUGGCACAAAGGAUCUCAUAAUGUACUUGCAUGCAUGGAAAUAUAAGGGAGUUGGUUGGGAGUACGAAACCGAACUGCCGGACUGGGCGUGUAAUUCCAAUAUUGAUUACGACCAAGUGUAAAUGGCAAACAUGACGCUUUAGUAAAAAGAUCUAUUUUUACAGAGUAUAA
Messenger RNA from Drosophila sechellia, 1831 nucleotides. RefSeq names its product RluA pseudouridine synthase 2 (gene RluA-2). Gene Ontology annotation, biological process: enzyme-directed rRNA pseudouridine synthesis. NCBI's taxonomy places the organism in Eukaryota, Metazoa, Arthropoda, Insecta, Diptera, Drosophilidae. The record is from RefSeq and is a predicted model, not a curated record. Bases 61 to 1782 code for a protein of 573 amino acids. The transcript is spliced from 10 exons. Gene Ontology annotation, molecular function: RNA binding; pseudouridine synthase activity.